Molecule: messenger RNA, 883 nt
Organism: Sapajus apella (tufted capuchin)
Lineage: Eukaryota; Metazoa; Chordata; Mammalia; Primates; Cebidae
Product: zinc finger protein 714-like
Exons: 2
Coding region: 1-759 (252 amino acids)
Biological process (GO): regulation of transcription by RNA polymerase II
Cellular component (GO): nucleus
Molecular function (GO): DNA-binding transcription factor activity, RNA polymerase II-specific; RNA polymerase II transcription regulatory region sequence-specific DNA binding
Source: RefSeq, a predicted model, not a curated record
AUGGCUGUCCCUGGAGAAGUGACAGCAGGGCACAGACAAGCUGAGCCCCCAGAUGCCACACCCAGAUGUCAGAAACCCUACAAAUGUGAGGAAUGUGGCAAAGCCUUUAACCAAUCUGUACACCUUACUACUCAUAAAAGAAUUCAUAUUGGAAAGAAAUCCUACAAAUGUGAAGACGGUGACAAAGCUUUUAGCCAAUCCUUAACCCUUACUACACAUAAGAUAAUUCAUACUGGAGAGAAAUUCUACAAAUGUGAAGAAUUUGGCAAAGGCUUUAGGUGGUUCUCACACCAUACUGCACAUAAGAUAAUUUAUACUGGAGAGAAGCCUUACAAAUUUAAAGAAUGUGGCAAAGCCUAUAAUAAGGCCUCAAACCUUUCUACAUAUAAAAAAAUUCAUCCUGGAGAAAAACCUUACAAAUGUGCAGAAUGUGGCAAAGGCUUUAACAAACCCUCAAUUCUUACUAGACAUAAGAUAAUUCAUACUGGAGAGAAACCCUACAAAUGUGAAGACUGUGGCAAAGCCUUUAACCAAUCCUCAAACCUUACUACACAUAAGAUAAUUCAUACUGGAGAGAAACUCUACAAAUGUGAGAAAUGUGGCAAAGCUUUUAACCAUUCAUCAAACCUUACUAAACAUAAGAUCAUUCAUACUGGAGAGAAACCCUACAAAUGUGAAGAAUGUGGAAAAGCCUUUUACCAAUUCGCCCACCUUACUACCCAUAAGAGGAAUCAUACUGGGGAGAAAUCCUACAAAUGAGAGGAAUGUGGUAAAGCUUUUAACCAGUCCUCAACCCUUACUACACAUAAGAAAAUUCACACUGGAGAGAAACCCUAUAAAUGUGAAGACUGUGGCAAAGCUUUUAGCCAAUCCUCACACCUUA